Molecule: messenger RNA, 815 nt
Organism: Rhodamnia argentea
Lineage: Eukaryota; Viridiplantae; Streptophyta; Magnoliopsida; Myrtales; Myrtaceae
Product: CASP-like protein 1B2
Exons: 3
Coding region: 42-641 (199 amino acids)
Source: RefSeq, a predicted model, not a curated record
CUCUCUGUCUCUCUCUCUGUCUCUCUCUCUCUCUCUCAUCCAUGGCUCUCGACAAUGAAGCGAAGCCCGAGGCCAUGCAUGGCUCCACGCCGAUAUCCAAGGCGCCAAGAAAUCAGGUCCUAUUGGCACUGAGGCUGGUCGCCUUCUUCGCAACGGCGGCGGCGACGGUUGUCAUGGCACUCAACAAGCAGACCAAGACGAUGGUAGUCGCGACCAUUGGGAGUACGCCGAUAAAGGCCACCCUCAGUGCCAAGUUCCAACACACCCCGGCGUUUGUGUACUUCGUGAUAGCGAAUGGAAUGGCCAGUCUACAUAACUUGCUUAUGAUAGUCGUUGAAAUUUGGGGUGAUAAGUUCGAUUACAAGGGAUUGCGUCUUGUGAUAAUUGCCAUUCUUGACAUGAUGACAGUGGCUUUAGCCUCCGGAGGCGACGGCGCAGCCACGUUCAUGGCGGAGUUAGGGAAGAACGGGAACUCCCACGCGAGGUGGAACAAGAUCUGCGACAAGUUCGGGUCCUUCUGCGACCACGGCAGCGGCGCCAUAAUCUCUUCCUUCGCCGGCCUGCUCCUCCUGGUGAUCAUCACCGCGAUGUCCAUCGGCAGGCUGGCGAAGCCAAGACCCGCCACUCUCUCCCCUGUAUAGAGAUUUGGGUAAACCGUGGAUCGAUCUUUUUCCUCGGAUCACUUGUCUCCCUUUGGUGUGUGGACGGCCUCCGUUUUGAGUGUCAUGUCCUACCUUGGAUCCUUUUCGAUGUUCUACCCUUUUCUUGUGUUGUAAUAACAUGGUUUUGUGUUCUAUUAAUAUGCUUUUCUUUUC